AUGGUUAAGCCAAGGACGGUGGUGAUCAUGGGUCUUCCAAGGUUCUGUCAUUUCCACAACUCCAGCAAAUUCCUCCUCCAUGGCACGUGUUCCCUAGUGUCCGGGGCGAACGUGAUCCGCGGCUGGUCGCCGACCCCCGGCGCGCGGGGUGACGCGGGCCUUCGGCUGCCAUGGCCCGGCCUGCGGCGUCGGACCGCGCCCCGGGGUGGCAGCGAAGCUCCGCGGGGGGCGGGAGGCCCCUCGGCCGGGCCGGGGACCUCAGGGCCCGCUCCGCCACAGCAGCCAGCCUGGACGGGGAGGCCGAGGGAGCUCGGUCCGGACGCCGGCCCCGGGGUCGGGGUGCGGGGUGGAGGGAGGCGCCGGGGCCCCGCUGGGGAGCCAGCGCGGGUGUCGGGGUGCGCACACCUGGAGCGAGGCUUGCCCUCCCGGAGCGCGUUGUGUUACCCCCUUUUCUGCAGGGUUUCCGCCGAAAAUGAGCGCUGUGCAGCCCCCGGCGACUGGAGCAGGCGUGCGACCGUGAUCUCCUGCUCCUCGGCGACGCCAGCCUUCCGAGGGACCUCGGUUUGCGGAUCCAGCUGCGUUACAGGCAGGUUUCUGAGGACGGCCCAGGUGCAGCCUGCAGAGAGAGGCGUAGGAAAUCACUGUGACGGCCUUGAGGUAGGAGGCGAGCAGCCUCUGGAGCCCGGAGCCUCGGAAGGAGGAGGGGCUGAUAGACGUGGGUCACUCCAGGGCCCCUGCCACCUCGUACUCUGGGUGGAAGGUGAGUUUACUGGAAGAUUUGUGUGCGUGCUGGAUCACAAUCUGCUCAUUUCUUUUCUGCCUGCUUCUGUAUACCUGAAAAGUAAUUGUUCUGGCUGAGGACCUUCCAUGUUUCUUUGGUUUAACCAUGUAAUUUUUGAACGUUGAGCUGCUCAAGACCCAGUUUUGUAUAAAUAAAAGGGGCGAGACCCCAAAGAGA
Equus quagga is the source of this 958-nucleotide messenger RNA. Its product is annotated as translation initiation factor IF-2-like. Bases 1 to 858 code for a protein of 285 amino acids. The record is from RefSeq and is a predicted model, not a curated record. The transcript has 4 exons. Lineage: Eukaryota; Metazoa; Chordata; Mammalia; Perissodactyla; Equidae.